Molecule: messenger RNA, 1965 nt
Organism: Cutaneotrichosporon cavernicola
Lineage: Eukaryota; Fungi; Basidiomycota; Tremellomycetes; Trichosporonales; Trichosporonaceae
Exons: 1
Coding region: 1-1965 (654 amino acids)
Source: RefSeq, a predicted model, not a curated record
AUGAAGCGACACAGGCCAACCAACGCCGACCAGGCUGCCACAAAGAACGCUCAGCGCGCGCCAUUACGUGACAUCCGCUCCAUCCUUCGACCCAGGCCCAAUCCCCCUCGCCUUCAACUGAAGCCCAAGUCCAAGCCUAAGCCCAUGCCAUUCACUGUCCCUUCUUCCACCACACCCACUCCUGUCGCGGCUACAGGCAUCUCUCCAACACCCACCGCUAUCUCCACUCCUUCGGCAGGCGCCACCACUUCAACCAUCGUUUCUCCCUCAUCUUCCUCCGCACACGCAAAGUCCAAACAUCGCGACCCACCUACCCUCCGUGUCCCCACGCCUAAGCGGCAGAAAGGCCACAACCUCUCCUCUCAAUCUGAGGCUGAGGCUCCUGGCCUCCUCACCCCUGUCGAGCCCACCUCGUCCCACUCUGAAACCCAGACCCCGCCUUACGCUCAAGACCGUUUGCAGUCCAAGCUUGAACAUCUCCCCCCAACCGUCCGCGACAACCCGUCAAAGCGCCGAAAGGCACUGGACCUCGCCGACUCAAACAGGGCGAACAAGUCCAAUACUAUCAUUGGCGAUGCAAACUCCAGUCGAGACAAGGUCAAGGCUAAGGUAAAGAGCUGGAUAAAAGGGAAUCGCGGCCGCAAGCGACCCGUGGCGUCCAUGCAGUGCAGUUUGCGGGGUGGAACUGGAGGCGCAGAGGUUGACCCGAACGGUUUGGAGGUGCCAGAAAUUCCAGACGUGCGGGACGAGUGGGUCGAGGACAGGCAACAGGAGGAGGGUCACAUGCAGCAGGCGGUGUCUCUCACCUCCCAUCAUAACAUCCUGGCCUUGUCGCACGGAAGUGUGGCGCCAACGCCGCCCACCCAGCACAACGACGACACCGGCUACACCGAGCACACCGAGCAACCUGAGCAACCCGAGUAUACCCAAUAUACCCAGCGCGCUAUCAGUACUGGAUCCGACUACCAGUCCCCUGCACCACUCUCAUCCACCACUUCGCCGGCACGAGCCCCUUCGCCCGCCCACACCACGUCACCUGCACCUACCCCGCUGCCUGCACGCACAGUCGAGGCCCCACCUACUUCUGAAUAUACGCCGACACCCGAAUACGCUCCCACACCCGAGCUUACGUCUGACUCCGAGCCAACGCCUUCGGGUCGCUCUCCUACACCAGGCCGCUCUCCUGCAGCAGACCGCUCUCCUACACCAGGCCCUAUCGAAGCUCUCACGCCUCCCCAGUCCCCACAGGCGCCCCGGUAUUGGCACCUAGCGCUGCCUACAUUCGUCCCACCUAUCCCCUCUCGUCAGCAGGACGUACCGAGCCCCGCGGCGCCUCUCAACGAGCAUGCUCCCGUUCCAGAAAGCCAGGCAGAGUCCGUCAUCCUAACUGUUACGGAAACUCUAACGAGAACGCAGAACGCGCGCGCCAACGAAGCGACCCUCGAACAGGGUCCCUCGGAGCUGGACCAGGGUAUGUACCAAUUUCACUCGCCCCACAUGGAGGUCGGAAUCGACUCGCAAGAAUCUGAGGACUUUGACGAGGACAGCGAAGCCACAGACACUCAGGUUUCAGACCUCGCCCGACACAUCCUCGUCAUGCUGACCCCUGCCCCGGGCACCAAGUUCUGGAUCACGGCCGAGAUGGCAGAGCAGGCCGCGUGCUGGCCCGGAUGGGGGGAGGUGAAGGACCGGUACGGCGUGUGGGAAAUGGAUGAGGAGCGGGCCGAGAUUGAACGGCAGAUGUUGGAGGACCUUGAGGAGGGGGACUGGCCCGACAGCACGCCGGAGGGCGAGGACAUGCCGACCGCGCCUCACGUUGAGUCAGUGACGCAGGUUGCCGGUGUGGUCGUCAUUAGCGAAGACGUGCUGUCUAGCAUCUUUCAGGACGGUCCGGCUGUGUUCGCCGAUACUAUUAAAGAGUUAGACGAAGAGAUAGCGGCAGAAAACUCGCAAGCUACGAUUUAG